ACAGGCGAGGUGGUGUUUGAACCGCGCCGCCACCCGAACCAAGCAGCGAGGGGAACCAAAACCGCCGCCGCCGCCGCCGCUGUCCCCACCGCCCGCCGCCGAUUCGCCGCCGCCGCUCUCCCACCGCCCGCCGCGGAGGACAUGGCGUCCACUUUCUCCUUCCCGGAGAUGACGCCAGCGCAGCUCGCGGAGGGGCUGCACACCUUCAGCAUCGCGCCCACCGCCAACCUCCGCGCCGAGGACAUCGCCUCCCCGCAGCCCGACCUCCUCCUCGGCGUCCUCUCCCUCUUCCUCACCGUCGUCGGCGACGACCCCGACGACCAGCUAGGGUUCGACGUGCUGCAGAAGCUCGACAACCCGGAGCACCACAUGGGCGCCCUAGACGUUAGGCGCAUUUACCGGAGGGCGCGGGACGUCCUUGAGUCCAUCAGCUUCAGGGGCCUCACGUUGCGCGACUUCAUCCGCCCCGAACCGCGCCGCGUCGUCCUCAUCCUCAGCGCCAUCAUCAACUACCUCAACUUCAGGUACGAGAAGAUCGCCCUCCUCAACCCCAUCGUAGAGGAGUUCUCCGGCGUUGAGGAGCUCCCGGAUGCCAGGGCUAGGAUCGCCGAGCUUCAGAAGGUGAAAGAGGAUCAUGCGUACAAGGAGCAGAUGGACGAGCCUGCAGUCCAGCAGUUGCAGGCAGAGGUCAACGCCCUCAAGCAGAACAUACAAGAAUACAAUACAAAGCAGAUGGCGCUGCGAAGCAGAGCAAAAUCAAUAGAUGAAAAGAAAGAGGGGAUCCUUGCCAAGAUGUCCCGAACUGAUUUCCAGUUGAUGAAACAUUCCCAAGAAAAUUCAAAGCUAUUAGCCAAAAUUGUUCAGUCCCCAGAAAAGUUUCAGAAAAACCUUGAGGAGAACAAAGGAGUCCGUGAUGAGUUAAAGACCUUGGAGAAGAUGGCAAUGCAUAAAGUCCAGGACAAAAACAAUACUCUUGAGAUGUAUACAAAGGUCUGUGAGAAACUAUCAAGGCACCUCUCUAAAAUCGAUGCUCUAUAUGAAACGAGCACUGCUGCUAAAGCUUCUGAGAAGGAGGUUAAAGCACUCAAAGCCAAGAUUAGUGAUCACAGUUUAGAGAUGAAGACCCUUCGUAUUAAAGCUGAUGAAUGGCAAUCAAAAGUACAUGAAACUGAGGACCGUCUCAAGUCAAAGGAGAAAGAAAGGGACCAAAGAAUCGGAGAGAAUAAAAAGAAGAUGGCUGCACUGAAAUCUGAAGUUGAAUCAGAACUUAAGUGCCUUGCAGAUAGGGAAAGGGAAACUGAGGAGAAAGUUGCAAAGGCUACUGAUUUAUACUCCCAAGCUGAUGCGGUAGAAGUUGCUGGCAGGAAAAAACGAGAGGAAAUCUUUGCCAAGUUUGAGCAAGUUUGCGAGACGGCUAACCUGUACAUGGAUGGCAUCGAAUGUUCUGUCAACGAAGUUGACGAAGCGAAUAUGACCAUUAUGGGCCAGUGUCUCACUUUAUGUGACAGCUAGUACCCUUGUGGCAUGGUCGCAUGGAAUGAUGGAUGUAUAUGUCGUAAUUGAGCUAGUGCUCCCCUUGUGUAUAUAGCUGAUUACCUGGACUGGAUUUUGGACAACAUUUGCACCUCGAUCCACGCUGCUCUAGCCAUUCCUCGUACAUUGCUCCUCCUGCUGCUCUCAAUCAUCACAAGCAUAACCUAGGUGAUCUGUGUUUUUGCUUUGCUGCUAGAAUUUUCCUUGCCAAAAAGUUGAGUAAGUCAUGCUGCAAACAGGAAUUUUCAGUCAUUUUGUUUUGUGAUGUACCACGUUUGUCAGACUGAUGCUUCAAAGAGUUGUUAGUGAAAUGGUAUUCAGUGUGUUAAUUA
Molecule: messenger RNA, 1865 nt
Organism: Panicum virgatum (switchgrass)
Lineage: Eukaryota; Viridiplantae; Streptophyta; Magnoliopsida; Poales; Poaceae
Product: kinetochore protein NUF2 homolog
Exons: 10
Coding region: 142-1512 (456 amino acids)
Biological process (GO): meiotic chromosome segregation; mitotic spindle organization; kinetochore organization
Cellular component (GO): Ndc80 complex; kinetochore
Molecular function (GO): protein-containing complex binding
Source: RefSeq, a predicted model, not a curated record